AUGAAUUUGUUCAAGUCUGACUCCCUCAACUCGACGCUGAAUAUUGAGCUAGAUGCCGAACACCCUCACCAACCGGGCGAUGUGGUCACUGGGCGAAUCUACCGGAAGCUUCCUAUUGCCUGUGAUCACGCCACACUCAAGCUGAGGCUUCAUGGCCAAGUGCGAACCAAGAUUCCGCAGUUCAAUGGGCAGAUGCAAAUGUUGGACCAGAGCCAAAUUAUCCAUGACGGGCCGGUUUACUUGCCUUCGGGACAGCUGCGCCAGGAUUGGCCCUUUACAUUGACGAUUCCAACGCACAUUGACUCGGCGUGCCUCUCUGCAGACGCAAACCCCAAAAAGUAUUUUUUCCCACUGCGAAACGAUGAUGGCACGACGGCGAUAUUACCACCGACCUUCGAUGGGACUUACGACUCAGACCGGAAAGCUGUCAUCGAGUAUACCCUCGAAGCUGAAAUGGAACUGGAGGGGCAAGGGAAGAGCGGCAAGGCCAAGGCCGUACUGCCAAUCAUUAUAGAAUAUUUCCGCACUGGAGAGUCGUUGACAUCUACGCCAUUCAACUUUUGUCAGAAAGAACUGUCCGUGUCUUCACAAAGAUUGAUCCCGGGAAAAGAGAACACCAAGCUUUCUACCUCGCAGAAGAUGAAGGGUUUGUUCAGCUCCCGCUCGACCCCGACCUUCACUUUCCAGCUCAUAAUUGCUGUCCCCAAACUGAUUCAGCUGGGGAACCCAUAUUUCGUCCCAUUCCAAAUGAAAGCCGCCCCUCUGUGGGACAAGUCACAGGAGAGCCUGGGCAAGUUAUCGCCCAAGAUUGUUAUAAAGCGCUUCGCUCUAGAGGUUAUUACUCGCGUGACGGUCAUGGGGCCGAUGAAUUCAGGCGUGGGAAGGUUCUGGGACCGGAACAAGAUUAUCAACACCAAUCUUGCCCUGAUGCGUCUUGGCUAUGAGUUGGAGGUACCGUGUGACGAGGCUUCGACACCCGCGGUCGAUUUGGGCAAUGCGGUGAAAUUCCAAAUUCCCUAUGAGAAGGAGAUGAAUUUCCACGCAAAUCACUUGAGGCCGAGUUUUGAUACGCAUUUGAUCCGCAACGUUCAUAUUUUGAAAUGGAAAGUGGAAAUCGAUGUUGUUGGGAAGAACUUUGUGAUUGAAGAUUAUCACUACUUCCAGGCAGUGCCGCCCGUCUCGCCUUAUCUUGUUCAUUCUACACCCGGAGAAAAGAGGCUUGCAGGACUGUAG
This is a messenger RNA of Clonostachys rhizophaga, 1233 nucleotides long. Lineage: Eukaryota; Fungi; Ascomycota; Sordariomycetes; Hypocreales; Bionectriaceae. The record is from the annotation of a GenBank genome assembly.